UUGCGCAAAUUUCCAGUCUCUGAAGGUUUCACCUGCUCUGAAUUACUUCAGAGAAAUUUUCCAUCCAGCGUGUUCCAUGAACUCUCUGAACCUGUCAUUUCCAGGUCUUCCAAUACUCACAACUCGGAACCUACAAGCUUUUCUCGCGACUCAGGUUUUGUUGAUAAUCGCCUCAGUCAGACGUCCAGUAGUGUUAGACAAUUAACUUCUGAUGAGUCCAGCAUCAACAGAACGGUUGGAAGCGCUAGAAGUGAUGGAUACCUGUGUACGGCCGACAAAAUCCCUAAAGGAAGUCAAACUUACCGAGCUCUCUAUCCAUACACUCCUACGAAAGACGAUGAAGUGGCUUUGGAAGUGAAUGACAUAAUUUUCGUCGUUGAAAAAUGCGAUGAUGGCUGGUUCAUCGGGACCGUUUUACGAACCGGACAAUUUGGCACCUUCCCUGGUAACUACGUGGAAAGGCAUUAG
This is a messenger RNA of Cooperia oncophora, 468 nucleotides long. Lineage: Eukaryota; Metazoa; Nematoda; Chromadorea; Rhabditida; Trichostrongylidae. The record is from the annotation of a GenBank genome assembly.